UUUUCUCAGCCCCCCCUCAGCAAACAUUCCAUUCAGCAAUUUUCUUUCUGCCAGCUGAAUUGAUUAGCUUCAGCCUCCCUAGUUCCGCUGGUCAGAGCAUCUUGCUGAUUCCAGGAGGUCUUAGCCCCGCAUUGCCAUCCCCGUAGUCCGUCGUCUAAGCGCUCGCUCGCUCUCUUUUCCUUUCACCGCUUCUCGCCAUGAAGGCGUUUAAGAGGCCGUUCCUACAGCGGUCGCUCUCGAAAGGAAGCUUCCUCGAUGGGAAGAAGAUUAAGAAAAUGCUGAAAGACGAUAAGGAGGCGAACUCCUUCCUGAACCAAUACUUCGACCUUCUGGAUGACGACAAGAGCGGGAAGCUUUCCCGCGCGGAGCUUAAGCCCGCAUUAGUGCGAUUCGGGGUGCUCCUGGGACUCCCGCCGGCGGGAACGACGGCGGAGGGCGACGCGCUGGUGGACCGGCUGUUCACGACGCUGAUGGCGGACGACCUGGGGGAGGAGGUGGACCGCGCGUCGUUCAUCAACAUCUCCAAGGAGUUCCUGGGAUCGGUUUCCGAGGAGCUCGAAUCCAAGCCUGUGGUGGUGGAGAUGUAUGACGGUGGGGUGUUGAGGGAGUUAGCGGACAACCCCGAGCAGUUCAAGGAGAUAGUGGGCGACAUCUUCAAGGAGUUCGACGAGGAUGGCAGUGGCACGCUCUCGCGCCUUGAGCUCAAGCCUGCGUUUGUGUCGCUCGGGCUCGUGCCGCCGUCAGCCCACACGGAGGUGGACGCCCUCAUGUCGCGGGUCAUAGGCAAGUAUGGCGGCAGCGACCUGCUGGUGGACCAGGGGGAGUUCGAGCUCAUGCUGAGGGACAUGAUCAAGGAGCUCUCAGAGGAGCUGGCCCAGCGACCCAUCAUCCUGUCUGCUGAGAAGAAGCCCGCCUUCACGGGGUCGUUUGUCCGCCAACUCACAGGCGAUCGCAGCCGUUUCAACGCCGUCUCCUCGCAGCUCUUCAUGGAGUGGGACAUCCUAAAACGGGGACGCCUCUCCCGCACGGAAAUCAUUCUCGGAUUCAAGAAGUACGCGUCCACGUUCGAGGUGGCGCUGAUGACGCCAGCAGAAGCAGAGGAGCUGUGCGCGCGGGUGUUCAAGCAGGCCGACGCAGACCACAGCGGGUUCGUGGAGUAUGACGAGUUCGAGGGCGUGCUCAAGGACCUCUUGAAUGGCAUGGCCAAGAAGCUGGACAGGAACCCAGUCAUUACGACCUCAGACUCCUUUUCCAAGAGCAACAGCCUUUUUGGCUGGUUCUCAGGCAGCAGCGCUGGCAGCACGGGCAGUGGAUCUUCCAGCGCCAAGGAGCCCGAGCCAGUGGUGCCAAAGCAGCGGUCAGUGGCGGACAUAAAGGCGGCGCACAACUAUAAGUCUAAGCUGCCAACUGGUUCAGCAGCAUCUGCAGCAGCCGAUGCACGGAAAAAGCUGGCAGAACGAGGAGAGAAGAUCAGUAAACUGAACGACAUGGCGGAUGAGCUUGAGGCGGACACAGCGGAGUUCAGUGACCUGGCAACGCAGCUCAAGAAGAAGAUGGAGAAGAAGUGGUGGUGAUGUGCUCAGCUGGGGAAAAGCAUACAAAAGGUGGUACCCAUGAGGUGGUGCCACUUGUGGUAGAGGCAGGAAAUCAUGCCUGGUGUGAGGAAUCAAUGAAUAUUUUCGUCGUUCUAAAUACAGCUAACAUGCUUAAUGUUAGACGCUCUUCAAGGUCGCCCUAUUCUGGCAUUCUGUAAUCAUUUUGGAGCAUCCAUUUUUCA
This is a messenger RNA of Closterium sp. NIES-67, 1777 nucleotides long. NCBI's taxonomy places the organism in Eukaryota, Viridiplantae, Streptophyta, Zygnematophyceae, Desmidiales, Closteriaceae. The record is from the annotation of a GenBank genome assembly.